Biomphalaria glabrata is the source of this 6133-nucleotide messenger RNA. Its product is annotated as hexosaminidase D-like. Gene Ontology annotation, molecular function: hexosaminidase activity. Gene Ontology annotation, biological process: carbohydrate metabolic process. The record is from RefSeq and is a predicted model, not a curated record. Lineage: Eukaryota; Metazoa; Mollusca; Gastropoda; Planorbidae. The transcript has 7 exons. Bases 249 to 2735 code for a protein of 828 amino acids.
AGAUCUAGUAUUUUAGUAUCAUCUAGCAUAGAUCUAUAAAUCUAGAAGUCUAGAUCUAUUCUAUAGUCGUAGUCUAUAGAUUAGCUAGAUUCUAUCUAGAUCUAUAAUAAGUUUAGUUAAUUGUAAGUUCUUAAUUAAUGAUAUUAUAUUAUUAUAGAUCUAGAAGUAGAUCUAGUAGAAGUCUACUUUUUUUAUACUUAUAGAUCUAGAUCUAUAUUUAUAUUAAAUUAUCUUCUUUUUUGAAAUCCAUGGGUCGAAGAGGAAGCAUGCGUGGACGAUCUGGAAUUUUAUUUGUUUCUGUAUUCGCCAUUGGUCUUAUAAUAUUUUACUUAUCAUGGCGUUCUCUGAUUUCUCCUGAUGCAAAUCCAAAAUUAAGUAGGAUAAGUGAAAACCUUAGGUCUGAACCUCAGCUUGAAAUGGGAGCUCCUAAAGGUGGUCUGGAUUCUAAAGAAGUGGUGGAUGAAAAUGCUGAGCCUGAUGAAGUGUACCAUGAGUUGAAUGAAAAUCAAAAUACUUUUGAGAAAAACAAAAAAAAAUUGUUGAUAAAUCAAGACUCAAAAGAAAAAGAUAGUCCAGAUAGUUUUGACAAAAUCGUUGCCAAUGAAAAACAAAGGGAAAGACAAUCAAAUAAAAAGUAUUACAAGUCAUUUGAAAGUGUAGGAAAAACUGUUAAAUUAAUGUCAAGAUUAGUACAUCUUGACCUAAAAGGAGCUGCCCCAAAAAUGUCGUACCUUAAAAAAGUCUUGCCUCUGAUGUCGAAAUUAGGUGCAACUGGACUUUUAGUUGAGUAUGAAGAUAUGUUUCCUUAUUCAGGUUCUUUACAAAACAUAUCUGCUCUAAACUCAUAUACAAUAGAAGAAGUGAAAGAAUUUUUAACUUUGGCUAAGAAUAAUAGUCUAACAGUUAUACCCCUGAUUCAAACAUUUGGCCAUAUGGAAUUUAUUCUGAAAAAUGUCUUUAGUAAAUUAAGAGAAAGUGCUCACACUCCUCAAGUCAUAGACAUAACUACCAAUAAUUCCUACAUUCUGUUACAAGAGAUGAUCAGACAGGUACUGGAUGCUCAUCCUGAUGCCACCCACUUACACAUUGGCUGUGAUGAAGUGUAUGAAUUGGGUCUUGGUGCUAGUACUUUAAUGAAAGACUUUGACAGAGAUUCACUCUAUUUAAAACAUGUUUCCAAAGUGGCCAACAUAGUUAAAGAGUUAGGCUUAGCUAACCAAAGGAAAGUAAUGCCGAUCAUUUGGGACGAUGAGUUGAGAAAAAUUCAAAGCGAACUCAUUAUGUCCUACAAACUGCCAUCCUUAGUUGAGAUUAUGGUUUGGUAUUAUGGAGUUAAUGUGUUAGAAAGAGUGAAUAUGUCUGUUUGGGAUACAUAUUCAACACUCUUUAAAACAGUCUGGGUUGCAUCAGCUUUUAAAGGUGCCACUGGCAGUCGACAAUUUUACACUGAACCUUGGUUUCAUUUGCAAAACCAUUUCAGCUGGCUAGAAGUUAUUGCUCUAAACAGUCGCAGACUGCGAUUCCAAGGUAUAGCAUUGACUGGAUGGUCUCGAUAUGAUCAUUUUGCUACUUUGUGUGAACUUUUACCAGUGGCUUUACCAAGUUUAGCUGUGUGUCUUGCUACAAUGUCUAAUGCUGGACUUUCAGAGGCUAAUCAUAGAUCAGCCAGUAAUGUGUUACAUUGUAAUGGAUUAAUUGAGAUUGAUUUGCCUGUCAUUGAUUCCAAGUCACAUUUAGCUCAAGUGUCUCAAGACUGCAGAUUUCCUGGAAGUGUUUUAUAUCAUGCUAUGCAAGAAUUUUAUGGCUACACACAAAUCAAAACAAAGUCAAAAAUUGAAGGUUGGUUAUCAGAUUACCAAAUCGCCCACAAAUUUUCUAACCCAGGACAACUCAAAUCACUAGCCAAGCUUCUAACUAUACAAUUCUCUGGAAUAAAUAAACUGGCUCCUGUUUUUAAAAACACUAUGCAAGAAAUUUAUUUACAAGAUACAAUUGAUGAAUGGAUAGCAGAAAAUAUUGAUGAACGAAAAAAGGAUAUUGAUGAUAUUUUAUCAAAAGUUAAAAUAUUGAUAGAGCCCAAUGUCUGGCCACGUCGUCCUUUGCCAUCACUUAAGUUGAACAUACCCAGGUCUGCUCGUGAACCUCAGAAUGAAAGAUUGCCUAUUAGCAAUGAAAAAAAAGAUCCUAAAGAUGAAGAGCUGCCUGAAGACCAAGUCAAUAAUAUAACAGUUGAGACUAAACCCCUGAAUAUACAAAACAGAGAUCUCAAUGUUAAGAAAGAGCAGCAGAAGUCUGAUGUUGAGGAGAUAACUGUUGCUUCCCUUCAGCAGUCAGAGAAAGCCUUUGAGAGUGAACCUAAGUUAUCCUCAGUUUCUUUUGAAAAGAAUAAAAGAACAGACACUGGUGUAAACAUUGAUAAUAUUCCAUCCUUUUUAAAGGGAGAUGAACAAGAACUGACUAGGAAUAUGAGCAAAGCAGUACAACCAAAUAAGGAUGAGCUCAAAUUAGGUUCUAUCAUAUUUGAAGAUCAAGGCUAUCAAGGCAACGCAAGAUUAUCUGGUUUUCAAAGACAAAAGAUCAGCAGCAAUGAAGUAGAAAAUAAUGUUAAUAAAAAUUUGUCUUUGCAAAUGAAAGUGAAUGGAGUUAAUACUUCAUUACCAUUUAGAAGAAGGAAUUACAAGUUCCCAGAAAGAAAUAUCAAUGCUAAAAGUAAAAAUAGUAACGACCAGCAAUAAAAUUUUUUUUUUUGUUUCUGAUCUAAAAUACGCCACUUUGUGAUGAGAUUUGUGUACAUAAGGUAUUUUCUGUGUUAUAGUUGUAUUCAUUUAAAUUAUAAUCUUUUUGUUUUCAUCUAUCUAUAUCAUUACUUUUCCAAUUUCAAAGCUUUGCACUAAUGUUUGGACAGGAUUAUUUUUAAUGUUUAAGGCGGGGACAUUGUCAUUGUGUACUUUUACCUUAUUUUGUUAGCAAAAUUGUUGAAACCUGAUAAACUAAAUACAUUCCAUUAUUUUUUAACAGUGAUGUAUAUACACUAAGACAUUCUCAUUUCUCAUUAACAUGCAGUGUAUGUGUGUGAAUGAGUCUAAUGAAUGCUCUUUAAAGAGUUAUGUAGUUACAAGUACAAGAAUAUUUGUAAAGGGAUGGCUUCCUGGCCUUCUGUCAUGCUUUAAACUUUUCUUUGUAGGUCAUAAAGUGCAGUAGUUUUAAGGAAUUUAUUUCUAAAACUUUAGUUUUCCUGAGUGUAAAAAGCAAAAUGCAGUUAUCAUAUCUCACUAGACUGGUGUCAGUAGUCUAAUAAAUUAUUUUUAAAAAAAAGUAUAUUUUGGCAUUUUUUUAAAGUUUCAGAUGUUCCUUCACAAACUUUUUGCAGAGGGUUAGCGAGAAAAACAGGCAGGGUUUUAAUUUCAGACCAUUAAGAGUUUAUGUAAAAAAAAAUUAUGAUAGUAGAUUAUUUUAUGUUGCAUAAUAAAUUGUUAGGAUAGACAUUAUUUUGUAAUGGUUAAUUUUUUGAGGAUAUUUCUUGGUUAAGUAACCAGUCAACUGCAAUGAAUAUUUUGGAUUAUGAAUGCUAAAUAUAUUUUCAAUGCCAGCAAAAAUUUUGAAAAACUGAGCGCCCUUUUGUUUGAAAAUCAUGAGAAUAAGUCAUAUGAAAAUGGACAUCAUUUAGACCUCAUUGCUAUUAUCAAACCUUAAGAAAAAGACAAUUCCUCUUUGCUAUUUGUCCAUGCAGUUUUGUUGACAUUUUAUAGCUCUUGCCUAGUGUUCCUCAUCACAUUUCUUCUUCUUCGUUCUCAUUGUUAUGUUGGAGCAUUCAGUGACUAGACCAAUAUAUGAGAUGAACUGCGCAGUGGUUUCCAAAUCAGGGAGCUUUUCUUUCUAUUGGGGUGUUUUGGGGCCAGUGUCUUAUAUGGGACUCUUGGUAAAGAGAGCAGUUUUGGAGGACGUGGUCGGCAUUCUCUGGUGAUACUCCACAUGGGCAGAUUUCACUGGUUCCAAUUUUGAGCUUCCGGUACAUGUGAUGUCGCAUUCUGUUAUGUCCGGUCCUGAGUCGAAAGAUUAGACGCUGGUCUUGUGGGGAUAGCUUAUAGUAAGCGUCAUCUUUCCACACCAAAUAAAUCCAACAUAUUUCUUUCAAGUUUAGUUCUUCUUUUGACUUUUGUAAUAUCUAAAUAUAUAUACUGGCUUAAUUGAUACAUCUGUUUGUCUAGAUGUCAUUGAUCAUGUCAUAUUGUUUCAACUUUUUCAUAUAUACUUUUCAAUUACAUUAUCAAAUAUUUUUUUCUAAAAAAAAAUAUUUUUCCAUGCCAUACAUAAAAUAAUUGUAAAUAUUGUAUAUAACUUGCUAUUCAUUAAUUUUUUAUUUUUUUUUGUGGAUGAAUUAUUUUAAAAGAUUUUUUCAAAGGGGAAACGACAGAAUCAACUCAUUUUGUCAUAUAUUCAUUUUGUGCUAAAUUUAGUGGUAGUGAUACGCAAACAAGUUUAUGUGUUUCCUUUCAACCACAUUUUUUUCAAAGUAGAAUCUGUAGACAAUAUGUUACACUCGAUGUCACAUUAAUAUGAAAAUCAUUUCCUUACUAAACCAAAGUCUUGACUAAGUGCACUGGUGUGGUGGGAACUACUGGUACAGCAAUCUUUAUCUGUUUGCAUCAAAUAAUAUAAAAAUACUUUAAAAUGUUGCUAUGAAACAAAAAGAAUUAGAAGUAGUACACUACAAUUUAUUAUAAGGAGUUUCAUUUUGUUGGAUUUAAGUCAUAUUGCCAGGUGCAUUUCAAAAACAUAAACCAAUUUCGUUGAAGUAAUAAGACUACACUGUAUGUUUUCAGCACAGUAAUGUGUCUGUGGGGGAAGGGAGUAUUCAUGAAUGACUAAUUAUUGGAAUAGCUAGAAAGAAAGGAUACCUAAUUUCUGCAUUUCCUGACAUCUAUGGAUAAUUUACAUAAUCUUGGCAUUAUGUCAAAUAUGAUAUUUAUAAAGUAAAUUGCAAUUUUUAAAAUUCUUCUUGUCAGAUUUUGAACUUUGUUUUCAGAGAAUUACCAAUAAUAUUUAAUUAUUUUCUUUUUGCUACUUUAUAAUUGUGUUAUUGUUUUUUUGUUGCUUUGCUUAACUUUAAAUGAAAUUUAGAAAACAAGAUGACAUCUUAAUUCUGUGCAAUUAAAAAAAAGUAAACUUUGAAAAUGCCAUUCUCUAUGUUUGCUAUUUUACUUUGUUUAAUUUUCACUAUUUAAGCAAAUAGCAAAACAAGUAAUCAAAUAAUUAUUCACAAAACUUUUUGCACUCGUGUUAAACUAGGGUUCUUUACAAAAGCCCUAACCCAUGCAUUUUUAUUUUAAUAAUAAUGUGAUUUCCUAUCUUUUGUAAUCAGUUUCAGACCUUGACAUAAUAACUAUUUCUACUUGAUUGUCAUAUGUACAGCAUUUAAAAAAAGAGAACAUUGAUUCUAUCUCGUGUCAAAAAAAACAAAAACUGAUUACAGAUGUUUACUUGGAUACUUGUUGUGUUUUUUAUUCAGUAUUAUCAUUUUUCAAGCUAGCACACUCAAUACAUUUAUGACUGUAAAAAUUUAAAAUGUAAUAUAUUUUCUGUUUUGUCAAAAUCAAAAUUUUAUUAAGCUCAGUUGGUUUCAAUUUCAGAUUUGGCACAUUUUAAACAUUUGACUGGUGGCUAUUAACUUUGAGCUUCCACAUGUUUUGUUAUCGGCUGGCAAGCUUUACACCCAUUUUAAUCACUCAUUCCAUUUAUGUUCACUGAAUAUCUUCACCUGAUGAUAUAUACAAAUAUUGUUUAAUGUUUUAAAUGAAGAUUUUAAAAUCCAUUUGGGUUUCAUUUUGACAAGGUAUAAGCAUAUAUGUUCAAUGAAAUUAGCACGCUGAUUCAGAAAUUAACUUCGUAGAUACUUAACAAAGUUACACUUACAUAAAUAAAUUUGAUGUUUAUUAAACCUUUUCUAGUUGCUCUAUUUGCAAAAUGAAUUUUUUAAAUUUGAUGAGAAGGCAUAAAAGUUUGCAGUAUAAGUAAGGUUUACCAUGACAUUUUAAUUAACUUUUUUGGACAUGGUACCAGUAUUUAGAUUGAAGAAGCGUAAGUAAAAGUUAAAACUCUUAAGAUUUCUGAUUAAAGGACUCAAUUUAUCUAA